This is a messenger RNA of Recurvomyces mirabilis, 9687 nucleotides long. RefSeq names its product Macrophage colony-stimulating factor 1 receptor (gene CSF1). The transcript has a single exon. NCBI's taxonomy places the organism in Eukaryota, Fungi, Ascomycota, Dothideomycetes, Mycosphaerellales, Teratosphaeriaceae. Gene Ontology annotation, cellular component: membrane. Bases 1 to 9687 code for a protein of 3228 amino acids. Gene Ontology annotation, biological process: fermentation. The record is from RefSeq and is a predicted model, not a curated record.
AUGGUGCUCUCCCCCUCGCCGCUUGGCCCUAGCAUUGGUUUCAACUGGGUAUAUCUGGUCGAGAUCCUGGUGUCUGGCAUCCUGGCCGUCUUCUUUCUGUUCUACUUCAAUCGCCUAUUUGGCACCGUUGUGUCAUACGCUAUACGGGCAUGGACCUGGCAUAAGUACCGCGCCUACAUCGAUAUCACUGCCCUGCAAAUCAGCUUGCUGGGAGGACGUAUCUUCUUCAAGAGCAUUCGGUAUCAUGCGCAUAACAUUACUGCGACGGUGCAUGAUGGGCACAUAACGUGGCGGUACUGGCUCUCUCAGGUCCAAGAUGCCGAGAUAUUCUUGGCGGAGGAGACUGGGCGCAACGGGAAGCAGCAGCCCUCGAGUGGUGCCAGCCAGAAGACAGAUCAGAGCAACAGUUCGCCUGGCGAGAAGCACCGCAGUAGAAGCCGUAGUAUUGGGAAGACGGAGAAGGCAGGAGGGCAUAAGAAGGAGCUUCCAUGCCGCAUCUCAGUGAAAGUGUCAGGCGUGGAGGCCUUCAUUUACAACCGAAGUCCUUUGUACGAUCUCGUUGUGGAAGCUACAUCAAACGCUGCCAAGAGUCACUCGCAUGCCGAUGGCGGUGACUGGAAGGUGUUCGACCAUCCAAUUUCACCAGCAUCCUCCAGUCAAGGCAAAGACGGCGCCAACUUGCAUCCGAAGCCGGAACGAGUGGAGACACACCAGACCGGUCAAAGCACUGCUUACCAGAGACCAGAGAUACCGCAAUGGCUUCGAAUAUUUCCCGUUAAAGUCGAAUGCAGACGAGCUGCAGCAGCGGUUGGUAACGAGCACACUACGAGUGUGAUAACUGCAAAGAUCGAGAAAGCUACAGGUACGAUCGAUGCAGAUAAUGCCGCCACGCCCUUCGACAUCUUCAAGUUACUGUUCAACUUCGACAUCGAACAUGCUACUGCACAAAUGAAGCCUAACAAAGACUUCAAGAAGUUCCAACUCGAUUUCGCGCAGCAUGUUUUGCAAGAAAAAGAGGGCAAGAUUGUCUCCGGUGGCAGGUACACAUUUACACCUCCACGACCCGCUGCAAACAUUGUGAGAUGGCUACGAGAAUCGCUUCGCCGCCGGCCUAGCGUCACUGGCUCUGUUCGAGCUGCUUCUGUCAAUUCACAUAAGAAUCACGUCAAUUACCAAUCAACACAGCCGCUUCCAGGAGCCGCACAAUGGCAUGGUCUGUCACGUUAUCUUGACGAACACGACAGUACGGAACAUAGCGAGUGGUCAGAAAUUGAAUACGCCAAAGCCUCCACACUGGUAGAAUGUCCGAAGAUUGGCUUUCGCUUCUACUGGGACAUACCCGGUACCGUGCCAGGUGGCCUGGGUGGCAGCGAAAUGCCGUCGGAUGCUCCGCCAAACGACGACAUCAAUGGGUCUAAACCACCGGAUUAUGGAUUGGAUUUCUUCGUACACGGUGGGACCGUUGUGUACGGGCCAUGGGCGGACCGCCAGCGCAUAAACCUCCAGCAGAUCUUUUUCCCAGUGAGCUAUGUCGAUAGCCCGCCAAUGCCUACGCUGAAGGCUGGUGACACUCGUAUAUGUACUGUGUUCAAGAUAUUUGUUUCCGUGGAAGAGGAUGUGACUUUGCGUGUACCGACGCGCGAACUUUCCAAAGACGAUCAAUGGCAAGGAAGAGCUGAUCAAAAUCAAGCUGGAGGUGAGCCAGGUGCCGCUGAGAGCAAGCCAGGUAAGCAUGGCAAACGGAGACGGCACCAUCGUCGCCGUCGAGGCAAACAAGGCAAUUCAGCUGUGGAUGCUCGGCCAUAUGGCUGGCUUGACAUAACCGUGAAACCUGAUACCACGGUCAACUUCUCCCAAGACAUGUAUCCUCGAGCCUCCGGUUACCGCAAUCGUCUGGACCUUGAGGUCAAAGGCAGCGAGAUGACUAGCAGCGUCAACCACGGUCUCCUCUGGCGGACUGGUCUGAUCACCCUGGAUGCAGACAUAUCUCAGCCGUUGGCGUGGAGUACGCUGCGUCGUUGGCCAUUCAACAUUGUGAUCUACGACAUGGAGCUCUUCAUACUUCGUGAUCACAUGUUCCUCAUUAUCGACAUUGUGAACGACUGGUCGUCUGGUGCGUCACCAGAAUUCUUCACAUUUGUCCCAUACUACUACGAUAUCAACAUGGGCUUUAAGAACUGGUGCAUGUUCCUUAAUGUUAACGAUGCAAACAUCAUCAACGAGCCGGCAAGCUUCGACCACAACGACUUCGUCACUCUUGAGGGCCUUGAUAUGCGAGGCGCGAUCCACAUACCGAUGGAACAUUAUCGGCCCAAGCGCAAUGAGAUCUACUUCGACGUGCUUUCGUUUGACAUGGGCAUGCGCACUUUGAGUCCUCCACGAAGCACUCUACAUACGUUCCUACGAGAAAAAAGGGUUGCCGAUCUGCCGCACUUGACCCUUAAUGGAUCUUUUGAUCAGAAUUCCGAAGAGAAGCCAGGUCUGGUUGACAUACUACGCUUCGACAUUGCAUCAGACGGCCUGAGCCUGAAGGCAUUUGGCCAGCUGGUACGACAGCUCAUCAAUAUCAAAGAGAAUUACUUCGGCGAUUAUGUCCACUUCAAUACCCUCGAAGAAUUUCAGAGUGCGGGAGAUACAUUUGCUGAAGCCAAUGAGAAGAUCGCAAGUGCGCCUCCGCCACAGACAAUCAACGAGCUCGAUGUGAUCCUCAACAUCAUCAUUGAGAACACUGCGGUCAUGUUUCCGACCAAUCUGUACAGCGGCGAUGAGCACAUCCGCAUUGAGCUACCACACGCCGACCUGAACUUGCGCAUUGUCAGCUACUACCUUGAUAUGGCUUUGCAGUUAUCACCGCUGAGCAUCCUCUCCGGGUCAAUAGCGUCUGACGAGGAUAAGUCACCAAUCGAAUCAGCUUCUAGCACUCAGCUGUUCAUCCGCCAUCUUGAUCUGUACGGUCAUCGCUCCUUCGGGGCGCCGCCAAAAGAGCCGGCCUACGUCAACCAGUGGGAUAUCGACGUAGGUGCUUUCACCGGCGAAUGUAACAUGAAUUUCAUGUACGAUCUUGUCUCCGCUCUACAAGGAUUCGCCUUCGCAUUCAUUGACGCUGAGAAUGCAACUCCAGUCACAUCACCAAACAUCUUUAGUGAUGUUUCCUUCGUCAGAGUGCGUACGGACAUCAUCCGCACGUGGCUGCACGUCGGCCAAGAUGCACUGCUUUUUGCAGCUCAGCCCAUCUCUGUUGAUACCAACGACCUGGCGGGCGAACGAUUCUCCCAGAGAGUCAAUGUUGUGGCACCACUAAUCACUCUUGCCUGCAUCGACGCUCAAGCCGCGACACGCAGUCGUGCAUUCGGGGGUCGAAGACAACCUGCCCGCACGUUUGCUUUCGUGCAGACUGGUGCUGCAGUGGACGUACUGAUACGCAAGCGGCAUUUCGAGGACGAAAGGCAAAAGCAACAAGCUCACAUACGUGAAUGCGAUAUGAGGACGCGCCGUGUGCCGUUUCUGCUCCAUCGAAAGCCGUCAUUGGCGUCCGUCGCAUACGAUCCAGAUCUUACACCUCCCGCAAUGGCCUACCCUUUCUUUCCCAUCCCGCUUACUCGUGGAAGUAUGGGCAAAGGACGUCCAGCUUCGAUCAGGUCAGCUGGCUCCGGAGUAAGCAGUAUAAGCAUGCGCUCGCUGAUGUGCAAGGAGUCUUCAUCAUCCAUAUCAGCUUCCCUGCGUGGGCCCACAAGACCGAAAGCAAUGCCAAUGUUCCGGUCGAUCCGAUCUCAGGAGCACUCUCAUGCUGAGGCUCCUCAACAUCAAAGCGACGCAGCUACAAACGCAGCGCGCGGCACUCCCGAUCGCUCGCCAUCUGGGCUUCCAGCACCAAGCAUGGCGUUUUCCAGUCCUUUUGCGGAGCCCUACUUCCCGCUCGACUUGAUCGAGCCCGACGAGACAAAUCUACCAGUGUUCUCUGCCGAGCAGACUGUACCUCGCCACACCUCGGAUGACGACACCCCUGAAUCAAUACAAGAUAUUGGUGACCCAGACGUAGACUCGGACGCUUCCCACACCAGCGUGCUUAUCACCGUCAAUCCAGGCAUCAGAAUGUAUGCGGAGCCGAGAGUCGCCACGACUGCUGCCAAGCUCAUGCGCAAGAUGUGUCCCAAAGAUGGCGAAGAUCUCCUAGACGGCCUGCACAUGAGUGUGAUGGGCACUAUCGACGGUACGCACAAGGCGCAGCAUGGCCACAAGGAUGUCCUCGAGAUUCAAGCAUCUCUUCCUUGCGCCCUUGUGCGUGUGGUGAACUCUGCCGAUGACGAAGGUGCCGCUUGUGAUCAGCUCGAUCUUAGCAUCAACAAAGUCGAGCAACUUGUGAGGAUCAGGAAGUCUCCUACGCAUGAGGGCUAUACUCAAGCACUCGCUUUGCACUCGAUCGCUGCCGGAGUAGAGAUUGCUUUGACCGGCAUAUCAGAGGAUGACUUGCGUCCAGCUGUGCGCUUGCACAUCAGAGACAUCCUGGUCUGGGUUUCGCUUGCCAACAACAGAUCUAUGCACGUGUCUGUGCGAGACGCGCAUCUAUCGAUUGUUGGCACACAAGCGAGAUACCUGAGCGACGCUGCUCUCCGUGUAAUGCAUAUGGUGGAAGACUUGGUACCACAUUUUGGUGCUCUCGCAAAGCGGCCUCAGAGGAUGCUGCUCCUCCUGGUGUACGCCUUGACUCAACACAAUGAGAGUUUUGCUGAUCCUGCCUUCCUGUCUCGGAUGACCUACAUCUUGCGCGCCUUUCCCGAUCACUUCCGCAACCAGAAUUCGUGGAAGGUGCUCUCACGCCUCCGACACAUCCUGUACUCUCUACCAGCCGGCAUAUUGCAGAGUCUGAACAAGCGCCUCGAGGACAACGAUCUGGAAUGUCCACCCGAUAUGGCGGCCAAAGUCCUGCGGAGCUGGGAGCAGUGGCGCAGUUGGGAUGUCGUCAAUGUGGACAGAGCAUACGUGUUUCAGACUCUGUUCCCACAGGCCGAAUCGCAUACAGUACACGAGACUCCUGAUCUACCACUUAGCAUGAUCGUCAGAACUGAGACAUUGAGCGUCUCUCUGGAAUCCCGGACCCAGCCAAGCGAGAUCGUUGUCGAAGAACUAUCGCUCGGUGUAGACAUCACUCCACCUAUCGCACCAACUGGUUUGAUGUUGGUCGAGGCGAACAAACGCACCAAAUCCAUGCUGCAGUUGCACACGAGCUCUAUUGGCAUGUCCUUUGACUGGAGUCUUUGUGGGAUUGUGGAAGAUGUACUGCCCUUGGUCGACGAUUUUGAAGGAGCGGCAAGAAAACAUGCUGCACCACGACCCAUCAAACCCACCGAGAAGCUCGGUGAUGAACUCAACAGACACGACUUCCACAUCGUAAUGUCAACAGACGAAGGGAACAUAUCUCUGCAAACCAUCAAUCUUCGCCAUCUUUCUCGUGCUGAAGGGCUCAAGCUAUCAGUGAUUGGCACUACUCAGGCCAGUGAUAGGUAUGCAGGGUACGGACAGUGUGUGACGGCUUUGCUCAACGUAGACAGAGCAAGCACGGAACUUCAUGGUCCUACGAGCCGCGUAUGGCAGUCUCUGCUUACUUCGCCCAGUCUGUACAUUGACCAUCUGCAACCAGCUCCCGGAGUUGACAUAGCGCCAGCUGUAGUUGUUGCAGCUGCCUAUGAUGAGCUGGACAUAGCUCUGCAGGAGCAGAUUUCUGGUAUCAUACAUGUUGUUGAUGGCAUCAUUGUCGAGGAAGUGACGCAGGUCAUGAGGCUCGUCAAAGUCAUCAAAGCUGCUCAGUCGAAGCCAUCGACCAAUGGUCUACCGCCUUCUGUCCAAAGCAAAGCGCUUGACCUCAACGUCGCUGUAUUGGCUGGUCACAUGCAGCUCGAAGUCGCAGUACUUCAGUCGUUAAGCUACUACCUAGAAGGUAAAGCAGCCAGCAUGCGACUUGUACCAAGUUUUACUGGUGACAAGUCCAUCGAAAUCAGCUUCGAAAUUGAUCGUCAAAACCAUUCCUUCAUCAACACGAGUAGGCAGGAACGACAUCAUCAAGGUCUCCUCGAGAUACCUCCAAUCAACGGCCAUGUCAACUACCUGGCCAGCGAAGAUGAGAUCUCGAUCUCCGCGAGCAUAUCCGUCGAAAAGAUAGAAAUUGAAGCUGCGGCCAUACAAGGCGUGAUCUCUGUGGUCAACAAGCCGGAGGUGAAGAAAGUGAUCUCAGCGGUUAAAGGCAAUGUUGAGGAAAUCCAGCGGCACAUCGAAGCAUUGGACUUACCUCCCAAAAGCCCUCCACUACCCACCUCAGAUACAGCGAGAAAGACGCUGUACGACAUGCGACUGGCACUACUCGGCAUCCGCGUUUCUGCCAGCACACCACGCGUACGAGGUCGUUCAACGGCAGAAGUGGAGAUUGGCAUUGGUCCGCUGCAUGUCACAGCAUCCAACAGACACAACGUUUCUGAAGUAGACCAAAUGAUUCCCGAAGUACAUCUACAGCUACAAGAUAUUGGAGCCCGGCUUUGGGUUGAUGAUCGAGGCAAGCAUCAUCCUUGUGGUAAAGCAACCUUUGGAAUCAACGUCCACUUCAUCUUGAAGAGUACUCCAAAUGGCAACGUGGCGCGAGAGCUGAAUAUCAUCAGCGAGAGUCUUGAAGUCAAUGCGUACCCCGAGACUGCUUCGACUUUUGUGGACGUGAUCAACCAUCUUCAGGAUCGACUGCGAGAUCUAGAUGUUUCUCGGGAGCUGGAGUAUAUCCGACGGCUUCGAGACACCCGGCGCCACACGAUCAUGCAAGGCUUUAGCGGAAGGCGUGUGCCUUCGGAGGCGCAGGCUGCCUUCUCUGCGGCCGAUCUACUCGCACUUCACACCACUGUGACUCUUCGCGACAUCCACAUUUCUUGGCUGGUCAACGACCGUUUUGCAGCCUCGCCCAGUGCAAGGGUGGAAGAUGCAGUGCUUACCUUCACGAGCAUUACUUUGAUGACCAGUGGUGGCCACGAAGCGCGGUUGACUAUAGCCGAUGUGCUGCUUCAACUUACUAAGAAGGCAGCCAGCAAGCAGCAUCGUGCUCUUAACUCUGCACUUCUACCUGAAGUAGCUUUCAGCGUGGGCUAUUGGACGAAAGGGAAGGAUAGAAGUCUUGCUUUCAAAGCGACGGGCAAGCCGCUAGAUCUACGCCUGGAGUCAAGCUUCAUCAUCCCAGUGAACGCGAUACAGAAGUCGGUGGAGUAUGCCAUGGAAACGUUCCAAUCAGGAACCGCAGUGUGGCAGAGCACACCGACCUCUUCUGGCGCUCCGCGUGCACAGAUCUUCGACACUAAGCGUCUCGCUUCUCUGCUCGUCGAAGCAGAUUUUGCAGGUGCACAAGUCUAUAUGAAAGGCGCUGAAGUGCAGCGCAAGAGUGACAAGUAUGCUGCUCAACCGCACGGCUCAGCCCAUGGUAGAUACGGCCAGUUUGCCAACGAUGAUGAGACGAUUAGCACGACACUGCGAGCCCCUGGUAUCGCUGUCAAAGUCGAGUACAACUCCAAAGGAUUGCAGCCUACAAUUAGUGGUGAGAUGCAGAUCGAAGCUUCAAGCAACCAACUUCUUCCGAACUUCGUGCCACUGAUGGUCGAAGUGUCGAAUAGUGUCAAAGACGUGGUCAGGCAGCAAGAAGGCCAGGCUGUUGCAAAGCCGAAGCAGGCGCUCGAGAACAAGCCAUCACAGAAGUUCUUCGAGGAGGAUUCAAUCGCCACGGUAAACCCUGCAAGACUCUUCGGCAGGACCAAAGUCAAUCUUGGCUUGCGCAUCUGUCGACAAGAGUUCGGGCUCACGUGCCAACCGAUUGCCAAGGUCGAUGCUAAACUACUGCUGGACGACUUCUACUUUACAGUCAACACGAUCGAGUCGGACGAUUAUGGGCACUUCUUCGCCAUGUCAGCUGUUUUGACAAAGUUGUCCGCAAAUGUCAAGCAUGUCUACUCUCGUGAGCCGACUUUCAGCUUCGACAUGGACUCGAUUGUCCUAUCAGCAAUGAACAGCAAGCACUUGAGCGGCAAUAAUGGCAUUUCUGCCAUCGUCAAGGUCAACCCCACAAAGCUGUCCGUCAACGCGAAACAGCUGCAGGAUCUGCUGCUCUUCCAAGAGAUAUGGUUGCCACCAGAGAUCAGAGCGCAACCAGCCCCAGUGGCUUCUGCUGAAGGCGGUCCGCCUGACGAAUACUUUGCACAGAAAUAUCACUCCCUUGCGUCCGCUGCCGCCUUCCCUUGGAACGCCACUGUCACGAUCGCAGAGCUCAACGUCAAUCUGGAUCUCGGACAGAGCAUUGGCAAGACCUCGGCGACCAUCAGUAACCUGUGGGCAUCGCAGCAAAAGUCCUCGAAUUGGGAAGAGCACUUAUGCAUAGGCUUGGACGAGUUAGCAGUGAACAGCACGGGCAGAAUGAGUGGCUUCGUCGAGCUCACAGGGCUGGGUGUGCGCACAUCAAUACAAUGGCCGCAAGGUACGGAAGAGGCGGGCAAGACACCAUUGAUCCAGGCUUCAGCUGGGUUUGGCAAGCUGCGCGCGAAAGCUGCUUUCGACUACCAGGCUUUUGCUUUCGGUGAUAUCGAGGACUUCGAUUUCCUCAUGUACAACGUGCGACAAGAGGACCACAAGAACGAUCGACUUGUCGCAGUGCUCGACUGCGGCAAAGCCUACGUCUUCUGCACGUCUACUAGUCCCGCACAAGCCGUGGGACUGUUUCAGGCCUUCGACCGGCUCAUACAGGAGAAGCAGCUCAUGUAUACUCAGUCUCUCAAGGACAUCGAGAAGCACUUGCGACGAGAGAGUACGGUGGUGCCUACCAAGUUCGGCCCAAUCAUUGGCGGCUCGAAGCCAAAGUCUGACGACAAAGCCACAUCGAUUUCAUUGCACACAGAUGUCGUCGCUACGCUUGGUGAUAUCUGCUUUGGCGUGUAUCCAAGCACGUUCUUUGAUAGCCAGCUACUCAAGGGCGAGGCCAACAAUAUUCAAGCGCGCUUUGCCGUCGGCCUGGAGAAUGGCAAAAUACAUAGCGGGCUAGGCAUGACUUUGGGUCAACUACAAGUAGCCCUCGCGGCUGUAAGACGAGUGACAGCCGUGCCAAAAGCACUAGAAGUGUCCGUCGACGAAGUCGUCAGCAGCGCUCUGAACGCCAAAGGCGGCACUAUUCUCCGCGUGCCCAAAGUCGUCGCCUCGAUGCAGACCUGGCAAGCCCCCAACUCAAACAACGUCGACUACAUCUUCAAAUCCCUCUUCGCCGGCAAAAUCGACGUAGGCUGGAACCUCUCCCGCAUCAACUUCAUCCAAGGCAUGUGGACCACGCACUCUCGCGCCUUGGCCUCACGUCUAGGGAAACAGCUCCCAGAAAGUGCAGUCAAAAUCACGGCGGCGGAACAAGGCAAGGACUCGACCUCCUCAAGCUCGUCACAACCUCAGGACAAAAUCACGGCAGAGGUGAAGUUGCCACAGUCACGGUAUGAGUACCAUGCCCUCGAGCCGCCGAUUAUCGAGACACCGCAGUUGCGGGAUAUGGGGGAGGCGACACCGCCGUUGGAGUGGAUUGGGUUGCAGAGGGGUCGGUUGCCGAAUGUGACUCAUCAGAUCAUUAUUGUUGGGCUGCUGGAGGUGGCGAAGGAGGUGGAGGAUGCUUAUUCGAGGAUUUUGGGGUCGUCUUGA